AUGAUCCCAUGGUCGUCGUUAAGCUCGAGCGAGGUCUGCCCCGAUUGGCGGAUCGAGCUCAACGAGCACAAUUUGUCGCACUAUGUCGACAAAGGAGGUCCCUCUCCGCUAGACGACAGCAUGAACGUUCGCAUGCUCGAGUCCGCCCAUGAACGACGAUUUGCCAUUGCCCAGCUCGGUGUGAGCAACGCCGCCUUCGAAGCCGGGCAUCGAGCCCGCAUCGAAUAUAUGUUCUACCGAACCAAGAGUCAUUUCACUGCUCACGCACUUGAUGAACGGUUUCAUCCAGACACGUCGUUGUUGGCGGACUUGUAUCUGUUCGACUUUCAACUCUCGGUGGAUCAUUAUAAUGCUUACGAACCGCUCCCCAGCGAUCUGGCUGUUGUGGAUGAUUCAGGCGAUGAUGCAGCUUCGGCUUCUGGUCUAGGAGGUCCGGACACGACACGUGCAUCUGGUUCAGGAACGGACACGACGUCCUCAUCAAUGGGACCUCCGACUCGGACCGCAGCAACAACAUCCACGCCGACGACAACGGCAUUGCCAACACCACCGACACCGGUAGGGAUAACGACCCCUGCACCAGCAUCAGCACCGGCGCCAUGCAAACCCCUUGUGUUGACAUCGCAUUUGACCCUCCACCAGCUCAUGAACCCGGAACCGGAGGCGGAACCAGUGCCAGGACCAGCAGGGACAAAGUUACAGUCUCAUCAGUCAGAGUCGAAGCCGAAGCCGAAGCCGCAGCCACGGCCCAUUCCAGACCAGUCACGGAAGCGCAAGCACAAAAGCAAAAGCAUGCCAUCACCUACUUUCACAACACUCAGAGGCAUUGACAAGAAUAUGAAGACGGUCGGUAGUUUUACUGGUGCCACUGCUGCCACCACCACUAAUACAGCUUCUGCUGCCUAUCCCGCCUAUACUGCCCCUCCUACUACUAGUGUGGUUUCCGUCAAAGACAUUCUUGUGCCAGUGCCAGAAACCACGUCUGAAGAAGACGAGGAUGCGGACGAGGACGGGCAGAAGAGGGGGAAGGAGAAGAAGAAGAAGAAGAAGCCAUCUCAAGAGCGAGCCGGAACCCGCACUAUAUCCUUUGCUCGAGCGAACAAGGUGCCUACUUUGAAGCAGGCUUCGCGGACUAGGAGGGAAACACGGAUGCGUAAGUCAGAUAAGAAAGGGGACACUGGAGAUGGAAAUGGAUAUGAAAAUGGGAGGGGGAUAUAUAUACGAGGGCAUACCACAUGA
This is a messenger RNA of Exophiala dermatitidis NIH/UT8656, 1239 nucleotides long. RefSeq lists its product as uncharacterized. Lineage: Eukaryota; Fungi; Ascomycota; Eurotiomycetes; Chaetothyriales; Herpotrichiellaceae. The record is from RefSeq and is a predicted model, not a curated record. The transcript has 2 exons. The coding region runs from base 1 to 1239 and encodes 412 amino acids.